Messenger RNA from Penicillium arizonense, 1746 nucleotides. RefSeq names its product amidohydrolase. The record is from RefSeq and is a predicted model, not a curated record. The coding region runs from base 1 to 1746 and encodes 581 amino acids. Gene Ontology annotation, molecular function: hydrolase activity, acting on carbon-nitrogen (but not peptide) bonds. The transcript has a single exon. Lineage: Eukaryota; Fungi; Ascomycota; Eurotiomycetes; Eurotiales; Aspergillaceae.
AUGGCUAUCGAUACUUCUGGCAAGACCGCUGUCAACAUUGCCUACAUUAAUGGCAAUGUUUUGACUUCGAGCUCUGGACCGCCAGCCCAAGCUAUUCUCAUCCGCGAUGGCCGUAUUGCCGCUGUCGGGUCUAAUGAAGAGGUCUUAACCGCUGGUGGUCGCGACGUUGAGGUGCAAGACGUCAGCGGCAAGACGAUUUCGCCCGGCCUAAUCGACACCCACCCUCAUCUUCUGCAUUAUGCCGUUGCAAGAGCUCCUCUUGUGAACAUACUUGAUGCCAAGAGCCACGACGACAUUGUGAAGGCAAUCAGCGAAAAGGCUUCCUCCGUACCUAAGGGUGGAUGGAUUGCGACAACUCCUAUUGGUGACGCCCAAUACUUUGCCCGAAGAUCUUACCGCGACUUAGAGGGCGGCAUGCCAAACCGCUAUGUCCUCGAUAGAGCUAGUAUAAAUCACCCAAUCAUUAUUCAGGCGUGGCCACCAAGUUGCCCAAACAUCACGGCUUUCAACUCAUUGGCCCUUCAGGUCCUAGGGAUUAACUCCUCAACAGCCGACCGCGUGGAUGAUGUUUGGAUUGAGAAAGAUAGCCAGGGUGAGCCUACUGGUAUCCUGAAGGGUAGCGUCAAUGCGUACUACAAUGAGGAUCCGUUCUUUGCGAAACUGCGCGAUACGAAGAUCGCCCCGUACAUGUUACCCGGUCUAAUCCCUCAGGCGGUUCUCAGUUCGCUUGCCGACUAUCACAAGAGGGGAAUUACAUCAAUCUUUGAGGCCCAUGCAAUGGAGUCAUCACAUAUUGAAGUAUAUAAGCGACUUCAGGCUGAAGGAAAGUUGAACACUCGAGUCCUUGCAUCCAUAGAGCUUGAAUCAAAUGCGCUUCCCGGCUCCCGGCUCAAAUCAAUGAGCGAGAUCGCGUCGACCUUGGAGCAAGCGCUAGCUGCAAGGCAAUCCGAUGACGACUGGCUUCGCGUUGAGGGGAUUACAACCUGCGUUUGGGGUAUUCCAACGCAUGACGGCUUGUGUUGGAAAGAUGGUUAUCAGGCCACAUUCGGUGGGUUGACGACCGGUAAACGUAACAUCACUAAGGAAAAGCUGAAGGCUACCUUCGAGUUUUGCGCGAAGACCGGGUUGAGGCUCAAUCUACUCUCCACGUCUCCUGAUGAGCUCGAUGAAUAUAUUGAGACGGCGGAAGCAGUGAUGAAGAAAUACAACAUCAAAAAGUCAGACUGGUUGAUUGAGCAUGCUAUGAUCAUCCGUGAAGGCCAAGCCAAGAAGCUCAAGGAACUAGGCUUCAGUGUCACCAUUAGCAUGGGCUUCACCUAUGGCUUAGGAGAUGUACUGGAUGAGCGCGUCGGUCGAAACUCGUUGGAAGGCUUGAAUGCAAUUCGGGAGCUUUUGGAUGCUGGCCUCAUUGUUGGAGCCAGUUUAGAUUGGGGUCCGAUGGAUCCAUGGGAAUGCAUGCGGCUGUCUGUCACUCACCAGAUGUUCCCAAGCGGCCGGUUCAACGAUGGACCUAGACAGGUAAUUAGCCAGGCGGAGGCGUUUGAAUUGUUCACUACACAUGGUGCCGCUGUCAUGCAAUGGGAAGGCAUUGGUACUCUCAUGCCUGGCUCUCACGCCGACCUGAUUAUUAUUGACCGCAAUCCGCUCACCUGCGACCUAGAAUCGUUGUCUGGUACUAAAGUCCUUCGUACAACGGUUGCUGGUCGCAUCGUUUAUGAUAAUGGAGAGAUUGGGGCAAAGGCUUGA